Molecule: messenger RNA, 2638 nt
Organism: Oryzias melastigma (Indian medaka)
Lineage: Eukaryota; Metazoa; Chordata; Actinopteri; Beloniformes; Adrianichthyidae
Gene: klhl41a
Product: kelch-like family member 41a
Exons: 6
Coding region: 197-1990 (597 amino acids)
Molecular function (GO): protein binding
Source: RefSeq, a predicted model, not a curated record
GAGACCACACAGUUGUUUGUGCUUUAUGGCAGCUGCUUUCCUGUCCGCUCAACCUGAAUUCUUCGUGGAUCGGGUGGUUGGAUAUUUUUAGAGGGGCCUGCUUAUAUUGAAGUAGACCUGCCUGUCUGUAUCUCUCUGUCUUGUGAAGCCGCACAGCCAGCUGUCAGCUGCCUUUCCUCUAUUGUGUCCUGAAGGAAUGGAUCCUCGAGGCCUGAAGGAAGAUCUCCGCCUGUUUCAGAGCACUUUGCUGCAGGACGGCCUCAAAGAACUUCUCAACGAGAACAAGUUAAUCGACUGCACCCUGAAGGUUGAGGACAGAAGCAUCCCCUGCCAUCGGCUAAUUCUGGCGGCGUGCAGUCCGUAUUUCCGGGAGCUCUUCUUCUCAGUGGAUGGCAAAGAGGUGGAAACAAAGGAGGUUGUUUUGGAGAACAUUGAUCCAAACGUCAUGGAACUGGUUGUUAAUUAUUUGUACUCAGCAGAGAUUGACAUCUACGAUAGCAACGUACAGGAUAUUUUGGCUCUUGCCAACCGCUUCCAGAUCCCAUCAGUGUUCACCGUUUGUGUGAACUAUCUCCAGAAGAAGCUGACCAUGAAAAACUGUCUGGCCAUCUACAGGCUGGGACUGAUGAUGAACUGUGCCAGGCUGGCGAUGGCGGCUCGAGAUUACAUCGCAGAUCGCUUUGAGGCCAUCGCUGAGGACAACGACUUCUUGGAGCUCGCUCCUCCUGAGCUCUUUGCCAUCAUCGGAGCCGAUGCACUGAACGUUGAAAAAGAAGAGGUGGUGUUUGAGGCUCUCAUGAGGUGGAUCAGGAAAGACAAGGAAAAGCGUAAGAAGUCCUUAGAAGAGGCCUUCGACUUCAUCCGCUUUCGUCUGCUCCCAGAAAAGUAUUUCAAAGAAAAAGUAGAGAAAGACGAAGUCAUUAAAGCUGAGCCAGAGCUUCUCAAAAAAAUUAAAACCAUCAAGGAGGCGUUUGCAGGGAAGCUGCCGGAGAGGCAGAAAGACGGCGAUGAAGAAGGAGAGCAGGGGACGCUGCCUGGGUAUCUGAAUGACGCCCGAAGACACGGCAUGCACAACAAAGAUCUGAUUCUCAUGAUCAACGACACCGCUGCUGUGGCCUAUGACGGCCAGGAGAACGAAUGCUUUCUCGCAGCGAUGGCUGAACAAAUCCCCCGAAACCACGUCAGCCUGACGACAAAGAAGAACAACCUGUAUGUGCUGGGGGGGCUGUUUGUAGACGAGGAAGACAAAGAAAGUCCUCUGCAGUGCUAUUUCUACCAGCUGAACAGCCUUUCUGCGGAGUGGAUCGCUCUGCCCCCAAUGCCUUCACCCCGCUGUCUCUUUGCUUUGGGAGAAUUUGAAAAUCUCAUCUUUGCUGUGGCAGGAAAAGACUUACAAUCCAAUGAAUCUCAUGACACGGUCAUGUGUUACGACACAGAGAAGAUGAAGUGGACAGAAACGAAAAAGUUGCCCCUGAAAAUCCACGGUCAUUGCGUGGUCUCUGAGAAUGGGUUGGUGUACUGCAUUGGAGGAAAAACGGACGACAACAAAACCACCAAUAAGGUGUUUGCAUACAACCACAAGAAAGCCGAGUGGAAGGAAGUGGCUUCCAUGAAGACUCCCAGAUCCAUGUUUGGAGCCGUAAUCCACAAAGGGAAGAUUAUAGUUGCAGGAGGAGUCAAUGAAAAUGGUCUAACAGCAACAUGUGAAGCCUAUGACUUUGGAACAAACAAGUGGGGGCCUUUUACGGAGUUUCCCCAGGAGAGAAGUUCACCCAACCUGGUCAGCUGUGGGGGGCUGCUGUAUGCUGUAGGAGGCUUCGCCAUGGUGGAGAAUGAGAACAAAGAGUGUGCACCCACUGAAAUAAUCGAUAUUUGGCAGUACGAGGACGACACCAAACAGUGGAGCGGCAUGAUCAGAGAGAUGCGAUACGCAGCUGGAGCGUCCUGUGUCUCAAUGCGACUGAACACGGAAAAAAUGCCCAAAAUGUAAAACAAAUGAUGUUUUUUCCAAAAGGGGGCGGUACAUGCUUUUAUUUAGAAAAACUUUUUUGUCAUAAUGUAGCUGACACAGCUUCCUGUUUUAGUAAAUUCUACUGUUGUUGGGGAAUUUCUUCUUUAACAUAAUAUUUUUGAUCAAACACAAACAAAAAAUAAUUUACCUUUUUUUUGUUUUAGACAAAUUGAGAAAAAAGAAAUUCCCCCAAAAACAGCAAUAGUAGAAUUCAGUUUAAAAAUUGAAUUCUACUGCUUUUUGGGGGGAUUUAUUCUUUUCCUUGUAUUUUUUAUCAAAAGUAAACAAAAAAAUAAUAAUUGACUGAAUAUUUUUUUUACUUGUUUGUUUUGAAUAAAAAAAAUUGAGGGCAAGAAAAAUUUCCUAAAAUCCCAACAACCACACAAUUCACUAAAACAGGAGUUCUAUUGCUUUUUUGGGGAGGGCUUUUUUUUCUUUUUUUCUCUCACAUUUUUUAUCAAAAUUAAAUAAAUAAUAGAACAUAUUUCUUGUUUGUUUUAGAUAAAACAUUUCAGGAAAAGAAAAAAAAAAUCCCAAAAACCCAACAAAAGAAUUCCUUAAAAUGGGAAUUAAGGUAUUUUUGGCAAAUGUCCUCUUUUCCUUUAUUUUUGACUUAAUAAAAAAAAA